This is a messenger RNA of Penicillium argentinense, 387 nucleotides long. RefSeq lists its product as uncharacterized. The record is from RefSeq and is a predicted model, not a curated record. The coding region runs from base 1 to 387 and encodes 128 amino acids. The transcript has 2 exons. NCBI's taxonomy places the organism in Eukaryota, Fungi, Ascomycota, Eurotiomycetes, Eurotiales, Aspergillaceae.
AUGCAAUCCUUGAACUCGACCCCGCUAGACCCAAUCAUGGUGCUUUGUUCUGGGGAAAACUCAUCAAAGCCCCACCCAACCGAAGCCGAGGAAAUGAGCUGGCCCGCGUUUCAGGAUGCGCGUGGCGGGCAUCGAGGAUAUACAACGCGAAAAGUCGACUCGAUCUUCGGAUCUGCAUUGCUGGAAGCUCUGUCGCAGUUUGCUGGAGGGAUAGUUAACCAUGACGAUCGCCUGCAGGUCCAGACUGCGGCCGACCGGGAUGCCCAGGACGCCCUCGCAGUGACGGCCCAAGCGGGCAAAGAUCCUCAGGAGCGAGUGCUGUUAGUGGACCAUUCGCACAAACUGGUUCCUGCCGCGCGUGUUUCGAGCACGCCCGACGGUGUCUGA